This is a messenger RNA of Zophobas morio, 1125 nucleotides long. RefSeq names its product programmed cell death protein 6-like. The coding region runs from base 159 to 1052 and encodes 297 amino acids. The transcript has 8 exons. NCBI's taxonomy places the organism in Eukaryota, Metazoa, Arthropoda, Insecta, Coleoptera, Tenebrionidae. The record is from RefSeq and is a predicted model, not a curated record. Gene Ontology annotation, molecular function: calcium ion binding.
CAAAAACAUUCCACUAAGCUUUCCAUGGAAAAUUAAUUUUAUAGAUCCCGUCUUUCUGCUUCUUUAAGGAUUUGCAGCUUUCGCCUCUAGACCUCCUGAUAAAGUCGUCGGCUUUAUAUAUUGUGUAUUAUAUAAAAAGAUCUCUAUUUUACUUAUUAAUGCUACCCCACCGCUAUCCUGGCACAAAUCCAUCCACUUAUGGCCAGCCCGGCCACAGUUCCUCUAUGAGUCAAACAGGCCAUUCUCCACAGUUCGGCCAGCCCGGCUACAGUUCAUCCAUGGGCCAAGCUGGCCAUACUUCGCAGUUUGGCCAGCCCGGCUUUAGUUCGUCUAUGAGCCAAACAGGUCAUUCUCCGCAGUUUGGUCAGCCCGGUUACAGUUCAAAUUUUAGUCAAUCUAAUACGUCCUCACCGUCUUAUGGCCAGCCUGGCUACGGGCAGACAACUUAUUCUCAGCCGUCUUAUCCUCCACAAGGAGCUUACAAUACUCCAGGCUUGACUCAGGGCUAUCCGCCUACUCUCCCUGUAAUUAACGUGUCAACUUCCGCCGUUAAUUUGAUGGAGUUAUUUCGCAAAGUUGAUCGUAACGGAAGUGGUAGAAUCUCUUCCAGUGAACUUCAAUCAGCCCUUGCCAGCGGGAUGCAGCACUCUUUCAACCCCGAAACAGUACGACUCAUGAUCAACAUGUUUGACCGAAAUCAAAGUGGAGAGUUGGAAUUUGAGGAGUUCAAAAACGUAUGGAAGUAUGUGGAAGACUGGAAACAUUCGUUUCUGCGAGCUGAUCACAACCGGUCCGGUUCCGUCGACCAUCAGGAGUUGUCAGCCACGUUGCAGGCGUCCGGCUUCAAUCUUUCCCCGUCUAUCGUCGCCAUGCUGAUUAGGAAGUUUGAUCGUUACGGCACUCACUCGAUGGCCUUUGACGACUUUAUACAGUGCUGCGUGAUGCUUCAGCUGCUCACUAACGCCUUUAAGGCCGAGGACGUUAAUCAAACUGGUAUAAUUCAGGUGCCCUACGAAAAGUUUCUCCAUAUGGCUUUUAGUGUUAAGCUAUAGACUUGAAUCCUGUAGGACUACCGCUAGUUGGAAAUUUUUUUAAAAUGCAAAAUGUCUCUUAUAAUAAAUAAAU